Messenger RNA from Physeter macrocephalus (sperm whale), 4588 nucleotides. It is a transcript of the gene SH2B3, whose product is annotated as SH2B adaptor protein 3. NCBI's taxonomy places the organism in Eukaryota, Metazoa, Chordata, Mammalia, Artiodactyla, Physeteridae. Gene Ontology annotation, molecular function: transmembrane receptor protein tyrosine kinase adaptor activity. The transcript is spliced from 6 exons. The record is from RefSeq and is a predicted model, not a curated record. Gene Ontology annotation, biological process: intracellular signal transduction. Bases 386 to 2317 code for a protein of 643 amino acids. Gene Ontology annotation, cellular component: plasma membrane.
CUCUUUACAUAACGGCGCGGGGCGGCAUGGGCUCGGGCCACCGCCUCCGGCCGGCCGCCCGCCCGGACUGUCGCGGUCCGCGGUGGAGACGGCGGCCUCAGCAAAGUUUCCCCGGUGGCGGCCCGGAGGCGCAUCCUCCCGCAACUGUCAAGCGCUGGCGGCGGAAAUGAUGAGGCGCUGGCCAUUUUCCGAGCCCGGGUUUCCUGCCUGAGCCCCGUUCGAGCGAGCCGCGAGCCAGGAGCCGGCGCGCGGGAGAAAACGCGCCCGGGGCGGGGGCCCUCCCGCCCCCUCGGGAUUUCGGGGGGCCGGGGGCGCGCGACGCCAUGGGCUGGCCGGGCCCGGACCCCCUCUCUUUCAGCCCGGCCGCUCUACCUUGGUCUCCACCAUGAACGGGCCCACCUUGCAGUCCUCCUCGGCCUCCUCUGCAUCCUCGGCAGCGACGGCCCCAUCCCCGCGAGGCUGGAGCGAGUUCUGCGAGCUGCACGCGGUGGCCGCAGCCCGGGAGCUGGCCCGGCAGUACUGGCUUUUCGCCCGCGAGCACCCGCACCACGCGCCGCUGCGCGCCGAGCUCGUGUCGCUGCAGUUCACCGACCUCUUCCAGCGCUACUUCUGCCGCGAGGUGCGCGAGGGCCGGGCUCCCGGGCUGUCGGGCACCCGGGCCGCCGCCCCCACGCGCGACUACCGUGAGACUGGCCGCGGGCCCCCGGCCAAGGCCGAGGCGUCCCCAGCCGAGCCGGGCCCCGCCGCCCCCGCCCUGCCCAAGGCCCGCAGCUCGGAGGAGCUGGCCCCGCCGCGGCCGGCCGCCGCCUGCUCCCUCCAGCACCUGCGCCACAGCCUCCGCCACAUCUUCCGCCACCGCUCGGCCGGGGAGCUGCCCGCGGCCCCCAGCGCGGCCUCGGGGGAGGCAGGCGAGGCCCCGGCCAGGCCCGGCCUGGCCAGGAAGCUCCUGCCCUGGAGCCUGGCCCGGGAGCCGCCACCCGAGGCCCUCAAGGAGGCGACGCUGCGGUACAGCCUGGCCGACGAGGCCUCCAUGGACAGCGGGGCGCGCUGGGAAAGGGGGCGGCUGGCGCUGCGGCGCGCGGGCCCGGACGGCGCGGACUGCCUGCUGGAGCUCUUCGACCCGCCCAAGAGUUCAAAGCCCAAGCUACAAGCAGCCUGCUCCAGCAUCCAGGAGAUUCGGCGAUGCACACGUCUCGAGAUGCCGGACAACCUUUACACCUUUGUGCUGAAGGUGAGUGACAGCUUUCCACCCGCGGGAGGAACAGACACAGGCCUCAGGGAUCCCACCCAGCUCUCCCCUCCCCCUCCCUGCCAGGUGAAGGAUCGGACAGACAUCAUCUUUGAGGUGGGAGAUGAGCAGCAGCUGAAUUCAUGGAUGGCCGAGCUCCGGGAGUGCGCAGGCCAAGGACUCAGCACAGACCCAGAGAUACAUAUUCCCUCAGCCUUAGAGCCCGGCACAUCUAACUCUCCAAGGGGAAGCACAGAUUCCUUGAACCAAGGUGCUUCUCCUGGGGGGUUGCUGGAUCCAGCCUGCCAGAAAACAGAUCACUUCCUGUCCUGCUACCCCUGGUUCCAUGGCCCCAUCUCCCGAGUGAAGGCAGCUCAGCUGGUUCAGCUGCAGGGCCCUGACGCUCAUGGAGUGUUCCUGGUUCGGCAGAGUGAGACCCGGCGUGGGGAGUAUGUGCUCACCUUCAACUUCCAGGGCAUGGCCAAGCACCUGCGCCUGUCACUGACCGAGCGGGGCCAGUGUCGCGUGCAGCACCUCCACUUCCCCUCGGUUGUGGACAUGCUCCACCACUUCCAGCGCUCACCCAUCCCACUCGAGUGCGGGGCUGCCUGUGAUGUCCGGCUGUCCAGCUAUGUGGUAGUCGUCUCCCAGCCGCCAGGUGUGACCCUAAUGCCCCUUGAUAAAGGGGGUGGUGGCACUGGGAACCGAGACCUCGUGUUGUGUCCUUCCAACACUUGCCUCCACCCCGUUAAGACUGACAGUGUGGUCUCUCUCUUGGUCACUUGUCCCCCAGGUUCCUCCAACACUGUCCUGUUCCCUUUCUCCCUCUCUCGCUGGGAUUCAGAGCUGGGCCUUCCCCACCUUAGCGCUUCUGGCUGUCCACGGGGGCUCGGCCCAGAGGGUCUCCCAGGCCGGUCCUCUCCCCCAGAGCAGAUCUUCCACCUGGUGCCUUCGCCUGAGGAACUGGCCAACAGCCUGCGGCACCUGGAGCCCGAGCCCACCAGUCGAACCCGGGACUCGGACUAUGAAAUGGACUCCUCCUCCCGGAGCCACCUGCGGGCCAUAGACAAUCAGUACACGCCUCUCUGACAGGCCUCCCAGAGGCCCCCGAGAAGCACAAGCAAGCAGAGAUGUGAACUUCUGAAUGUAACUUUCUUUCUUUCCUUCCUUCCAGAGAGAGAUUUAAGGGACACUGUUAACUGUUCAUUCCAGUUUGGAUGUGACCCUUCAAUUAGGCCUGUUAAAGGGCCUCCUAGAAGUUCCAUUCUCACCUGGCUUUCUCCUUAUUGUUUACAGAUGUAGUUCUUGUUCGUGGAUGUCGCCAGCUCCUGCCCUGGGUCCCUAGGACCAGGCCCCAUCACUCUUAGAGGGGGUGGUGGGGUGAGGUCUGGAGUUGGCAGUGGAAACUUGUUCUCUUUUUCACUGACACUGUCCCAGCUGGCAGACUUUCUUACUUGGGGAGGGGGGCCCAUCAGGAAGCCCAAAACACUAACAAGCCCUGGAUUCUCCUGUGGAUUCUCCUGUGGUUUUUCCCGUUAUAGCUUCAGUCCACGUGGUGGGUCUUCUGUACCCAAGCCACAGGUGACCACACCUAUCCUGCUUCGACUCUCAACUUUAGGACAAAGUUCUGGCAGAUGGACAAGCUAAAGGUCAAAAAUGAUUUUAAACAUUUUUACCUCAGAUUAAUUUUUCAAAGGAUUCAGGUUUCAAAAUUAAACCACUGCUUAUUUCAUUGCACUGUUUGAACUAAUAAUACCCAUGCGAUUUUUGUAGUCAGAGACAGCUAUGCAAAUCCUACUUGACCAGUUCCUGGUUUGAGCCAGCAUGCCUGGCUUCCUUGUCUAUUGUAUCCUCAGGACAGCCACCUGUUGCUGAGGAGCCACUGUCCUUCCUAAAUGUAGAGAAGUGAAGUGUGUCACCCUUUCAGGGAAAUUCAGGCAAUUACUGAAAUAGGAGGGUGGCAAGGAACAAUUCCACCCUGGUGCCUUAUGAAUAAAAAACUGGAUUCUGGUUUACAGCAGCUUUACGGUGAGAGUUAGUUAAACUGAGGGGUAAGGGAGGGGGCAAGCAAAAAGGAAUAAAGGGCUGCUGGGCCCUUUCUAGUAAAUCCUUCACCAAGAGGGCUGGCUCAGAGCCUCCAAGUGUCUAAAGGCUUAUUAAAUUAUCCCACAAGGUUUUAGGCUCAUUCUUGAGCCAAAAUGGAAGCUAGGAAUCUGGUGCCACAGCUAAUGAGAAACUCCUUUAAUAGCCCACAAUCGGUGUUCUGUUCCACCAGUAGCCACUGCUUCAUCUGAUGAAGCAUGCGUGUGCAUGUAUACAUAGGCACACAUAACUUCUACCAUGCAGGGAGGUCCCGCAGUCAAAUCUCCAUCUAUACUUGCCUUUCACAAGUGACACAAUUCAUAGGGGGCUGGCUCCUCCCAGAACUUUCAUGCAGAGGCUCAGAAACAAGGGAGGCAGUGACCGAGUGGAGUCAGCUGCUUCUGGGUGCGAGCAGAGCUGUUCACUAUAGCCGCUGGGCUCAUCCAAGUGGCUUCUAGGAAACUGGGAGUUCAGCACAGCUUAACAUUCAUAGAUACAUCAGUCAAAAGCUAAAAUUAAACCUUGGCCUAAACUAACUACUUGCCUGCCUUAUCUGGGGGUGAGGCGUGUGUCUGUUCCCUCCAGCCAUUCUCUGUACUCCAAGAGGUCAGACUUUGGGAGGGGCAGGGAGGUCAGGAGCCACCUCUCUUCCACGGGACUUCCCUCGUGGUCCAGUGGUAGGGCUCUGUGCUUCCCCUGUAGGGGGCGUGGGUUCCAUCCCUGGUCAGGGGGAACUGAGAUCCUGCAAGCUGUGUGGCGUGCCCCUCCCCCCACCUUAUAUAUACAGAUAAAACCAACAGUCCUGGGUGUUUUCACAGAUGGUAAAGCAUAACCAACCCUGAUCUAGAGUUGUGGUCUAUUUCUAAGGGCCACAUUUUCUACACAUCAAGCAGGUCUGAUUAAUGAAUGCUAAGCAAAGUGUGGACCAGGAGUAAGCACUGUUUUGGAUUUCUCUUUUACAAGAGAAAGCUCAUCACAGAAGGUCAAUGCUGACAAGUCACUGGUACAGAUUUUCCCCUGUCUGCACAGGAAAGGGGCCAAGCAGACAAUGAACCAAACAAGUAAGUUCCCUCCCUCCAACCAGAAGGGUAAACAAACAUCUGGGAUAUGAUAUCCACAAGCCAGGGGCACUCACUUCUUAACAGCCUCUCAACAUACAAUUCUCAGGUAGUGCCAAGAGGCAAGCCAGGCACAGCAAGCCAGCAGCUCUGACCGACUGGCUACAAAGUACAAGCUCAGAAUCUGUGACAGAGUCACCCACUUCCAGACCGCUUCAGU